Messenger RNA from Tarenaya hassleriana, 785 nucleotides. Its product is annotated as 14 kDa proline-rich protein DC2.15-like. The record is from RefSeq and is a predicted model, not a curated record. The transcript has a single exon. Bases 84 to 542 code for a protein of 152 amino acids. Lineage: Eukaryota; Viridiplantae; Streptophyta; Magnoliopsida; Brassicales; Cleomaceae.
CCACCCUCCACUCAUUACAAACCCUCUCCUCGUAUCAACUUAACAUAGUUCUGUCAAUUAGGGUUUUGUGUCCUCUUGAAACAAUGCCACUCAAACACUACAUUGCCCUCUUCCUUUCCCUCAACCUCCUCUUCUUCACCUUCUCCGCCUCGGCCGCACGUUCCAAUUGCCCUCCCUCCCCUCGAAAACAAUCCAAAAACCCUAACGCUCCUAACGGUCCGACCACUCCUAACGCUCCUAACGGCCCGACCACUCCCAACGCUCCGAACGUUCCUUCGGCAGGAGGGACAUGCCCUAGAGACGCGUUGAAGAUUGGGGUUUGUGUCGAUGCGCUGAAUCUGAUAAACGUGACGAUCGGGAGUCCACCGGUGCAGCCAUGUUGCAGCCUCAUCCAAGGCCUUGUCGAUCUUGAAGCCGCUCUCUGCCUCUGCACCGCCCUUCGAGCCACCAUCCUUGGCCUCACCAUUAACCUUCCCAUCAACCUUAGCCUGCUUCUCAACGUCUGCAGCCGACAGACGCCACGUGGAUUCCAAUGCCCUUGAAAUCUAUAUCUACACAGUCCUAUAUAUGUAUAUGUGUGUGUGUGGAUGCAUGCACGUUUAUAUACGUGAGAUAUUAUCUUCCGUUCUACUAAGUUUGUCGUGUGCUUUUGUUCCUUUUUUGGUUCUUUUGCUCUAAGUUGGUGAGGACGAUGAAGCAAAUUAAUAUAUGUCGUAAUGUACGUGCUUUCAUGCGACCGUAUUUGUACGUUUUGAUGAAUAAAAUAUCCGUGCAUGUAUUUUUUA